CUUGUCUUUAGCAAACACCUCGCCCAGCGAAAAGCGAUGAUAGACGUAUAUUUCAAGGGUGUUACGUAUGAAGGAACGUGAGGAAACUUGUACGAAAUGUACCAUUACGGCCGUCUGCAACAACUGAGCAAUCUGGACAUUAUGGGAGAUCAGGUGAAAAUGAUUUCCCAAUGAAGCAGCAGACAUAAAGCGAAAAAUGUGGUAUAUACGGAUAUUCUAGGUGAUUGAAGGAAAUUCCGUGGACACUAUGACCACUACUACGUCCGGUUGAUCGAUGUGUUUAUGCUCGUCUUCUCAAGUUUCUCAUCUCAUCGCAUGUUGACAACCUGCAUCAGUAGCAGUUACGUGUUCUUCUUUGUUUCCCCCCCCCAUCUUGAACAAUGGCUUUGAGUACUUCGGAUCAUCUCUACACAGCUUUUCUCAGUCAGCGAAUGGAUCAGCUUCGCGAUCGUCGUCAACGCGUGGUGUAACGACAAUUUCUUGGUCUGGACAAUAACCAGCUUGAUCUACUUCUUUCUUGGAACUGAUCUUCAUCAUUCUACUCCCCGCUUGCUGGUAUCCAUCUCCUACGGCAAUACCGCUUGUCGCAUCAAACAUCCAUGCUGUCGGCUGCUCUCAUCGCCGACCAAUCGUUUGGUUGUUAAUCUCCAUUCUUGCAUAAUGUGCUGGUAUCUAAUCUCCUUUAAAGUUAUCAGUAUUUCGCUUAGGGAGCAGUCACAUAUUAUUAGAUACCUCAUUCAAGGAAAUGCCGAUAUAAGGGAAUCGUUAGGAGCGGCGUAAAUAGCCCAGAUAACUGCUACGACCCGUAACGGACGUUUUCACCUAUUUCCAGUGCGUUAAAUAAGAAUUGCUUGUUCGGAUAUUUGCCCGCAACUUUAAGUCACCAACUAAAUACACAAAAUGAGUGCUGUUCAAAAGCAGAAUACAGAAUCGCAACGGGCUCGUCUGCUAGGAUCGGCCUCUGCCGGUAUAUUAGAGUUGACGAUGUUCCAUCCUGUGGACACGAUAUCCAAGCGUCUUAUGUCAAAUCACGGUCGAAUUACCUCUCUUGCUCAGGUGAAUUCCGUUAUUUUUAAGGAGCAAGCCAAUGCCUCUAUCGCCAAGAAGUUUAGUUCUCUCUUCCCUGGUCUAGGUUACGCUGCCUGCUACAAGGUGCUCCAGCGUAUCUACAAGUAUUCCGGUCAACCCAUUGUCAAGGAUUUUCUGGCAAAGAACUACGGUGAAUGCUUCGAUCAAAAGUUUGGUAAAGGCACAGGAAAGGCCAUUAUGCAUGCCACUGCUGGAAGUAUUGUGGGUAUUGGUGAGGUUGUUCUUUUGCCUCUUGAUGUCUUGAAAAUUAAACGCCAAACAAACCCUAAUGCGUUCAAGGGCCGUGGUAUUUUCAAGCUAAUUACUGAAGAAAAAUUUGCUCUGUAUCGCGGUUGGGGCUGGACUGCUGCUCGCAAUGCACCCGGUUCCUUCGCUCUUUUCGGUGGAAACGCAUUUGCCAAAGAGUAUGUCUUUAAGCUUAAGGACUACUCCAAGGCUACUUUCUUCCAGAACUUUUGUACUUCUAUUGCCGGUGCCUGUGCUAGUCUAAUUGUUUCCGCUCCCUUGGACGUCAUUAAAACUCGUAUUCAAAACAAAAACUUCGACAAUCCCCAGUCAGGCUUUACUAUUUUAAAGAACAUGAUUAAGCACGAGGGAUUUUCUUCCUUCUUCAAGGGUCUUACCCCCAAGCUGCUGACCACCGGUCCUAAGCUCGUCUUCUCAUUUACCCUGGCACAAACCCUCAUUCCGUUGUACGAUAGACUCCUCAAGUAAGCAUAGUACAGUACCCUUAAUUAAGCUUUUUUGUUUACCCA
Molecule: messenger RNA, 1844 nt
Organism: Schizosaccharomyces japonicus yFS275
Lineage: Eukaryota; Fungi; Ascomycota; Schizosaccharomycetes; Schizosaccharomycetales; Schizosaccharomycetaceae
Product: guanine nucleotide transporter
Exons: 4
Coding region: 901-1803 (300 amino acids)
Biological process (GO): intracellular iron ion homeostasis; transmembrane transport; guanine nucleotide transport
Cellular component (GO): membrane; mitochondrial inner membrane
Molecular function (GO): guanine nucleotide transmembrane transporter activity
Source: RefSeq, a predicted model, not a curated record